AUGAUUUUAAGAAUUAAUAAACAAUUUUUCAAAACCUUCUGUUCAACUAAGCCUCCUGUUGAGGAUAAAAAGAACGUCAUGUAUGCAAUGCCUCAUCCCAUCUGGAACGAAGAGGCUAUGAAUAAUGUUAAGAUCGAUCACAAAGAGCCUUUGACUUUUGGUGAUAGAUUUGCUCAUUUAUUCAUUCAGUCAAUGAGAGUUGGAUUCGAUGUUCUUAGUGGAUACAGGAAGGUAUUUCCUUGGUAGGACAACAUAAUAUCAGAAAAGAAAUGGAUAAACAGGGUUCUAUUUUUAGAGACAGUAGCAGGUGUACCUGGAUUCGUUGCAGGAAUGCAUAGACAUUUGAGAUCCUUAAGAGGCAUGAAAAGAGAUUUGGGAUGGAUACACACAUUGUUAGAGGAGGCAGAAAAUGAGAGAGUCCAUUUGUUGACUUUUCUUACAAUUAAAAAACCAUCAUUAAUAUUUAGAACAGGAGUGAUAUUGGCUUAAUUAUGGUAUGUUGCAUUAUAUUCCAUUGCCUACAUGAUUCAACCAAGAGUGUGCCAUAGAAUAGUUGGAUAUUUAGAGGAGGAAGCUGUAAAGACCUAUACUCAUAUGAUUGAGGAAAUAGAAAUUGAAGGUAGUUCAAUUCAUUCUUGGAAAACGAGGCCUGCACAUCAAAACUCAAUUGAAUAUUGGAAANAUAUAUAUAUAUUUUAGUUAAGAAUUCUUAAUUUUGUAUUGUGAGUCUUUUUCGAUGAGUUUAAAUUUAAAAGAAAAAAAAAGCAGAAAAAUCAUUAAUUAUCAGUUUUCUUGGAUAUUUAAUUUAAGAGAAAUAAUUCCGUAUUAUUUAAUUACGAUUUGGAUAUUGUACAAUAAAUAAAUUAAAUUUAAUUAUGAUGAAAUGCUUUAUUACGCAUUAUUUCACAAUAUAAAAAUUCUGAACA
Messenger RNA from Paramecium octaurelia, 926 nucleotides. Lineage: Eukaryota; Ciliophora; Oligohymenophorea; Peniculida; Parameciidae. The record is from the annotation of a GenBank genome assembly.